Molecule: messenger RNA, 2544 nt
Organism: Cyprinodon variegatus (sheepshead minnow)
Lineage: Eukaryota; Metazoa; Chordata; Actinopteri; Cyprinodontiformes; Cyprinodontidae
Gene: nrf1
Product: nuclear respiratory factor 1
Exons: 12
Coding region: 154-1659 (501 amino acids)
Biological process (GO): regulation of transcription by RNA polymerase II
Cellular component (GO): nucleus
Molecular function (GO): RNA polymerase II cis-regulatory region sequence-specific DNA binding; DNA-binding transcription factor activity, RNA polymerase II-specific
Source: RefSeq, a predicted model, not a curated record
CUGAACGCAUCACUAGAUGAGCGCAGCUCUGUUCAGUGCUGGCUUCUCUCCGUCCUCCAUCAAAGCCCAGCUCCAUCCACGGCGCAGGCCCGAAGUAGCGCAGCCGCUCUGAGUUGUACUGUGGAUCUAGCAUCGUAGAGUCGGUGGCUAAAAAUGGAGGAACACUCUGUGAACCCGACAGAACACAUGACCACCAUCGAAGCGAGCGCUGUCAGUCAACAGGUACACGUGACCACCUACACAGACACCGCUAUGUUGAGCGCAGAGGAAGACUCGACAUCUUCUCCAGACGAUGACCCAUACGAUGACACAGACAUCCUCAAUUCAGCCGGCACAGAUGAGGUCACUGCUCACCUUGCUGCUGCAGGUCCAGUAGGUAUGGCUGCUGCUGCUGCGGUUGCAACAGGAAAGAAACGAAAAAGACCUCACAUCUUUGAGUCAAAUCCUUCUAUCCGCAAAAGGCAGCAAACCCGUCUGCUCAGGAAACUGCGGGCAACACUGGACGAGUACACCACCAGAGUGGGUCAACAGGCCAUAGUGCUCUGUGUGUCUCCCUCCAAACCGAAUCCGGUUUUUAAAGUGUUCGGCGCUGCCCCUUUAGAGAACGUAGUUAGAAAGUAUAAGAGCAUGAUGCUGGAGGACCUAGAAAAUGCCCUGGCUGAGCACGCGCCUGCUGGUGGAGAGCUGGCCUCAGAACUGCCGCCUCUCACCAUUGACGGCAUCCCAGUCUCUGUGGAUAAGAUGACCCAGGCUCAGCUGCGAGCCUUCAUCCCAGAGAUGCUGAAGUACUCCACAGGCAGAGGGAAACCUGGCUGGGGGAAGGAGAGCUGCAAGCCUGCGUGGUGGCCUGAGGACAUCCCCUGGGCUAAUGUUCGCAGUGAUGUCCGCACAGAGGAGCAGAAACAAAGAGUGUCCUGGACGCAAGCGUUACGGACCAUAGUGAAGAACUGCUACAAACAGCACAAUCGUGAGGAUCUGUUGUAUGCGUUCGAGGACCAGCAGAUAACGACUACAGCCACUGCCCAGCACCAUCUGACCACAGCCCAGAGCAUUGCUCACCUCGUGCCAUCACAGACCGUCGUACAGACCGUCAACAAUCCUGACGGAACCGUCUCACUUAUCCAGGUUGGCACCGGACACACAGUUGCAACCCUGGCUGAUGCUUCAGAACUCCCCGGUGUUACUGUGGCACAGGUCAACUACUCAACUGAUGGCGAGGUGGUGCAGAACUGGGCUACACUUCAAGGUGGAGAAAUGACUAUCCAAACAACUCAAGCAUCAGAGGCCACGCAGGCGGUAGCAUCGCUGGCUGAAGCUGCUGUUGCUGCUAGUCAGGAAAUGCAGCCUGGAGCCACCGUUACUAUGGCUCUCAACAGUGAAGCAGCGGCCCAUGCUGUUGCGACACUGGCAGAGGCUACUCUUCAAGGAGGGGGGCAGAUCGUCCUGGCAGAGACGGCAGCUGCUGUUGGGGCUCUAGCUGGAGUCCAAGAUGCUACAGGAUUGGUCCAGAUACCAGUCAGCAUGUACCAGACUGUAGUGACCAGCCUCGCCCAGGGCAACCGGCCUGUUCAGGUUGCAAUGGCGCCCGUGGCCACGCGCAUAGACAACACGGUCACCCUUGACGGCCAGGCGGUGGAGGUUGUGACAUUGGAGCAGUGACACUAAGGACUUUGGACAGAGUAGAAAACACUGAACAGCCAUCUUGGAGAUUUGUUUCUCUACUGUUUUUUUUUUUCUUUUCUUUUUUUCCAAGACGACCCAUUGUACAAUAUGGAAAAUAUUUUUAAAUGUACCACUGCAGGGGAAGUGAUUAUUGAUGCAUCGUGUUUACUAUGUAAAAAUAUUGCUUUUGUUGGUGAAUUUCAUUUAUCUUCUUAUUUUUAAGCUCUGUGAUGUUGGGUGUUAUGUAUUUAUUUCCUUAAAAUUAACCCUCACUUUAAACCAAGACGUACCAAAAAAAAUUAAUUCUGGAAGGAAAGCCACCACAUUAUCACAUUAUUGUGACCAAUUUUGGGAUGAUGUACAUACUAUCUGACGCUGUUGGAUGAUUUUUUUUUUUUUUAGAAUGUGGUGCCACAAUCAGCAGUCACUCCUGUUCUCGAAUAUUAUCACUGCUGCAGACACUCCCAUAUUUCACAUAAGAUAAAACUAAAUUGAAUUAUGCUGUCUUAUCUUGUGCUUGCUGCUUCCUCUUUUUUUUUUCUUUUUUUUUUUGUCAUAUACAUGCCAAAACUCGCAGUCUCAGGAUAUGCAUCACAGUGUUGUUUACUGCUGGAUUAAUAAAGCCGUCUUGUUUUUUAUUUAUAGGGCUGAACUUGGAAGCGUGCCCUUUACUAUUCUAUUUUUAACAUGAAUUAUUUUGAUCUUGAUCAGAGUCCCUUCACUCAUUGAUGGAAGUCACAUAUGGAUUAAAUGUUACAACAUUUGUAAUGCAGAUUAACAUUUUGUGCAGCAAAAAUGAAUGAAUAAAAAUUGUCUCCAGAAUGAAAAAUUUCUGAAGUAGCUGUAACUCACUUUGAUUCCCACCAAACUUGUAUAAUAAAA